This is a messenger RNA of Pecten maximus, 8046 nucleotides long. RefSeq lists its product as uncharacterized. The record is from RefSeq and is a predicted model, not a curated record. Lineage: Eukaryota; Metazoa; Mollusca; Bivalvia; Pectinida; Pectinidae. The coding region runs from base 1875 to 2717 and encodes 280 amino acids. The transcript has 5 exons.
CCCUCCGAUUUUUAAGGUUUUUUUUUAUAAGUGUGGUAAAGUACAGAUAUCUAACAUCUGUUGAUAAUUAGGAAUACAUGGAGUCAGAUUUCUAUUUAUUGUUCUUUUUUUAAUUUCUUUCAGUCUUUGAUAAUUAUUACUGAUAAAAACAAAGAUCAGGUGGGUCGAGAAAAGUAAUGAAAACACAAACUUGUAUAUUAAAAUAUGAAAGUUGAUACAUUUCUGGCUCUGGAACGUCCUAUUAUUUGAAAGCAGAGACGAAAACCGAACGGAUCCGUACUUACAAUUACUUCCUUGUAUCGCAUGUAUAGGGGUAACAAAACAGGUCUUGUUUGAUGGGUUCUUCAAUACUAAUAUAUGACAUCAGAGAAACCACACACAUAAAAUCGUUUAUCAGUAUACAGUAUAUUAUCAUCUGAUAGCGGUGUUUGUGUUUGCUGAAUACUCGUCAUAGUUACACACUUUUACUAUAAGCAGUUAGUAUCGAUUGUGUUGAUAACUAUCAGAUUAUAUAGUCCUCGGGGUUAAUGUUUACUCUGGAGUUGUAUUACAGAUUAACACUAACCCGAUCCAUUUUUUCUAACUUAAUUACCUAAUUCUGCAAUCAAUGAUACUUUUCAUCCGGACGAAACAAAAAGCAAAUCUAAUUUUUUUUAAUUUAAUAUCGUUCAAGAUCCAGAUUAAUUUAAUAACGGUUUUGCCUCUUUUAAUUAUGAGGAGUGCUAGAGAAGCCAUGAAUUUUGAUGUCAGUUCAUACAUUGGCGUAAAUUUUACCGCCUUAUCGUUUUCUUCACGGCAAGCCCACAUAUAAACAUUCCACAUGCCGUUGUACUGGGGCGAACACUCAUUGAUUGAGUUUUAUUUCUACCUUGGGUCUGAUGGUAUCAGCUGAUCCAAAACCAAUAGUGUUUAUACUGCAUAAUAAGGCUGCCCUCCAUCAUAUCGUUAUAAGUGGUACUAACCGACAGAGCUUCCGACCGGAUAGGAAGUUUUCAGGCAUGGGGUAUAAACGCUACUUCUAUGUGUAGGUUAAUGAUUUCACGAGACGCCUUCCAGUCCGGUAAAACUUUUUGAAGGAAAAUGAUUGUAUCUGUGUGUACAUGUGUGUCACUUUCUGUUUGAUCAACUGCCAAGCUAGUUAACGAUGCACAUGUCUACAAGUGAACUGUAUAUUUACAGUGUCGACAGACUCAACAGUCUCUUCCCGUGUGAUAAUCAAAUAUGGUGGGAUAGUUCCCUGUCGAUCGUGUGUGUUCUCCUAUAACGUCAUAUUGACUUAUUGUUUCCUUUUGUUAGCAUCCUGGUAGAAUGUAAAUACACAUUCUGUAAACAUUUUAUAUUGGAGAGUACAGAGUACUAGUUCAUAACCAAAUUUGUCAUAUCGUGUUUCAGUAUAUUGUCUUUACCAUUAAUCUGUAAUGGGAAGUAUAAAUAUUGAACCGUUUUAAAAGUUCGGCAGCCAAACGUGAUCUUAUUAUGCCAUUGUGUUGCUAUGUAUGAUGUAUGUACAGUACAUAUCAUGUUCUUUAAGUGCUGUGCAUGUUUCAUAGUACUUAACACAAUACGGAGAGACGAACACAAAAAUAACAGCACUGAGCAACUCCAAGCAGUCCGACACUACAAUCAAAUCGAAUUUGGCGGAUAUAGAUUUUGAAUUGUACCAGUGUUGGGAACGAUGGUCGCCGGAGUAAAGCAGGGGUGUAGUGAACGACCUGGCUAGGGUACCAUUGUGAGGAAAAGGACUGUAGGACCGCUAGCAGGUGGUCCGGCGCUAGGACUACCACACAGAAAGUAUUCCCAAGGAAUAGGCUCUCCCGCGCUAUCACCAGGCGUCACUGUAGGGUCCCAGACUUGUGUGGUGUUACACCUUAGUCAUGAGAUCCCGUACGACAGGCAUGGGACGAAUCGCACUAGACUCCAUAGCAUUCCUCUUUACAGUAACCUUGUGGAAGCACGUUAUGUCCCAGUGUUCGGAGGCGCAUGCUGUGGCCUGUUCCUGGUCCCUUCUUCACCUACGUCACUACGAGGGCCUACUCCAGCCACUAGGGGGCUUCCUUCCCGAUUACAACGAAACCACGCUGACGGAGAUAUGUGGUCUGUUCCAGAACUACAUGAGCUGUUCAGAACCAUAUCUUCAUCAUUGCAACAACAAUACAGUAUUUCAACUCUACGAACUGGAAAGUGCCUUCAAACCGCUCUGUAAAUAUUCAAAAGAGUACGUAGCCCAUCGGUCCUGUUACCGCCGUCUGGAGACGAACUUUGAAUGGUGUCAGAAGGAGAGACAGACCAAACUGGAGCUGAGGAAACCCACUGACAUACAGUAUCACGGAUAUAUGUGCAACGUAACAAACGAGUACGUACAAUGCAUCUUCACAGCAACUUUCUUGAGGUGUUCAAUGGGUGCUGCUAAUAUAUACUACGACAUAAUUAACCAAUCGGUAUCCUCUUUACUGACUCACGUGACGUCGUUCCGGUGUGUUAUACGUCAUCCACUGGAAGCAAUACCUGUUUUUACUACCACGACCUCUACAACGACAAGGGCGACAACUCCCAUGGAAGCUACAUUACGGAAAACUACAGACCCUGCUCUGGAAAGUACUUCGAGAAAUUCUCACCACACGUCAGGGAGCAAUGGGAUCAUCCCCGGUUAUUUGUGUUUAGUGGUGUUUCUCACAAUCAAAACCAUAUUGAUAUAUCAGACACGGUUAUGGACGUAAACGAUCUCUAUUUUCAAAAUACAGAUGUAUUUUUGUUAUUUUUAUGAUAAUUUUGUACACAUAAUGAAAUUCGAUUAAGAAUAGCUAACUACAUAUCAGAUACGUUCCAUAAAUAAUAGUGUGAUUCUGUGAGUUGAAAGAAAGAGUGACAAGUAAAGCUCGAGCAAGAGUUCUACACAUCUAUACACAUCUAUUCACAUCUAUUCACAUCCAUUCACAUCCAGUUCAUUGAAGCUUACAUAGUGACUAGUAUCUGUUGGGUCAUCUAUACAUUAUGAGCGUUAGCAAGGUUUAAUUAAUAAGGUCGGCUCAAAACGCCAGCGACAAUAUCUAAUAAAUAAUCCAGAAUUGUCGUUCCUUACACUGGUUAACAGGCAGGUGUAUCUAAGGAAUAUCUCGUUUUUAUCCAAACUAUCUUAUACAUUUUUUUCAUUUGUAUUUCGGUUCUCAAAUAUAAACACUUAAUUUCGAGUGAGAUCAACUGUUGAAGAGACAUCCAAUAGUUACAUGUAUAAUACAUUCACAACAAUAUAGGUGUUUAUACUGUAUAUAACAAUAUAAUACGUAUUAGGCCGGUUUGCAAAAUUCCAAUUAUGCGGUCAGACUAGUUCAAACAGUCUACAAAAUUUACGUCAUACAGUAUCGAAGUUAAUGCAGUAUUGUUUGUAUCCAAUUAUGCGGUCAAACCGAUUUAAUCAGGCCGCAUAAUCUAUGUCAAACUGUAUCAAAGUAAAUGCAGUAUUUUUUACGAUUGGUCAAAACUUGUUUUUGAUAUUUUCAAAAUGUAAAUAACGGCAACAUUACUGGUAUUUCCUGUUUCUGUUAUAACGACUUCCUGUACUGGCCUAUAUAUGCCAUAAUUUAGAGACACCGACUCAGCUGUAUAGUUUUAAACAUAUCAAGUCCUCAGUAUUUUUUCACAAUGUUGAAGCUUGUUUUUAUAUGAAUAAUAUCAUUACAUGUACAUGUAUAUGUCUUAGAUUUGGGUUUAGAACGGCAGCAAUCGGAUAAAAGUAGUAGCAAAUCUAAAGGUUUUUCAUUAAUCCGGAAGUGAAUCAUAAGUACAGUACUGGGAGGGGUGAUUUGGUAAUCAAACUCUGCGGGGGCGACGAGCGGCGGUCAAGCGGAGGGGAUUUAAAUCACCCCUCGAUGUCGCUGCGGGAGCGAUCUCGCGGCAUUGACGUGAGCGAUGGAUAUAAACGAUAUAAACGGGGAAAAUGUUCUGCGAGAAUGAUCAAGUUGGGCGCUGUUCAUUUAGUAGUCGAUCCAAAGUCGACAAUCAAUUCUAAAAUAGGACAGUUCGAGCUACAUGUUUAAGCACAUGUGUCUGUAUGGAUUUGGUGUUAAUCUGGGGGCAUUUAAGUGAUGAUUUGUGGUUCACUUAUCCGGAUUUUUUUUUCUAGAGAUGUUUUAUAGAAUGGCAAUGUUCGGGUAAACAUAAGUUUUAUUUACUUUUUUUGCAUUGACCAAGGGACUCUAUUACACGCAUAAAAAAUGUUUCAACGUUAUCUUCAUUUUAAUUCGAUAUGGAUAUCCAUAAUUGCUAUGUAUAUCUGAAUAUUAAACUUCGAGAAACCGUGUAUACCAAAAAAACGUGAAUGGUUUUUGCUUAAAUGCUUUCAUCAGCGACGUUCUAAUCUUGAAGCUGUUGAAAGCGGUAACUCCCCUCAUUCAAAGAUUUGUCUACCGUUUUGAAUGCUCAAUAGUUUUCUGUCACUGCCUAGGGUGUGAUUUCUCUGUCGAUCCCCAGGGUAACACUUGCUAGCAACAAUGCAAUGACGUCACAGCAAUAAUAUAAUGGCGUCACGUCGACAAUUCAAUCAAGCCAUUUCAAUAUUGUGGGAAAAAAAGAAAGACAGAAAAAAAACAAGAAAUUUAUAUCUUUUAUUUAUAUUUGGACGAGUUAUUUUAUCAUUAUUUCAGCUACAUUAAAAAAAUCAGUAAUCGCCAUUCACUUGACGCUAAACGCAUUGAGGGAACAGCCUGGAUUCCAAUUUGGCGGGAAAAGUUUUCAACAACAGGAAGUAAACUUCACCUGUGUAUUCCAUUUCCAAGAGCUAUUUUUAACAUAACAACUUCACCUCACAUCUUGUUCUGAUUUGCACCAUUGCUUAUCAAAAAUAUAUUCUCAAAAUGGGGGAAAAUACAAUAAAGCGUGCGUGUACAGAAGCAGGGCCCCGACCAUGCGGAACUCCUCGUUUUUUUAAUACACUAACGAGUAGUUCCGGAUUGGUUCCGGCCUGACUUUCACAAAUAUAUUCCUAUGCGCCAGACUCAAGUUUACCGUUGAUAAGGUCAAUUAGAUAAUACACGCCGUAAAUGUAAAUAUAUUACAAUAAUUAUUUAAUGUUUGAGCAACUGGACCAUGCGUAAAUAAAACUAUAUGAUUCAUCCCCUACCUUGAUGACGUGGCGUAAAAAUAUUAAACCUUCGAAGUGAUAUAUUUGUCUUACCUACGGUAGAACCUCAGGAUAGCGACCAAGUACAAAUGUAUAUAUACCAUAUAUAGAUAUAUACCAACCUUCGGGUCGGAGAUUUCUCUGUCACACCUCAAGGUAGGAGAAGAUUUUAUAAGUCGUUGUUCUUAACAUGACGUCACCAUUGGCUCUGCCAAUCACAAUGAUGCACGUGUGUAAUAUAGCACAGGGCAUAAAGAGGUGCAGUGGGUGGCAGGUAGUUUAUUUUUCGGAUCAUUUAAAUAAUAUAAAACCGUUUUAUGUUUCAGGGGGAACAUCUGUAAUUGCUUGUCAUUUGAUAAUGUGUAUCUUUUCAUACAAUAAUGUUUUUUUCUCGGUGAAAUAAAUGUGUAUAUAAAAUACUACCAAACUGUGAGUGGAGAACAAGUGUACCCUGUGACUGACCUGUAUAAGGAAUUACACGUGCGAGUUUAACGCGUCCUCGGAGUGAGGUAAAUCCAUAGUAAUUAAACGUAUACAUAGAUCAAAGUAGAAAACCAAGGAACUCGGUAACGACCUAGCACGCCCAAGAAUUAUUUGACUAUAAUGUCGGAUUUUUUUCUCAUACAUUGUCAGUCUCUUUCCCCGAAUUGAUUUUUGAAGAAGAAAGUGAUAAUUAAUUGUCACAAGUAGCAAUUCUUUUAUCCUCGUUCCUUCGAAAUCUGAAUUUAAUAUAUGGUAAUGUGCUAUGAUAAAAUCAGGUUUGGAUUGGAUGGAAACACGAAAUUGUAUCAUUUCUGUGAGGUGUAUGUUAACGUGUUAAUCUUAAUUUCCAAGGAGAGCCGUUGGCGUUAUUCAAAUAUCUCAUUUGUUUAUCUACUCUAUAUAAACUGAUGGGUCUACUGUUGGCUAUUAGUCAAACCUUUCACACAAAUUAAUGGCUUGAAGCAAUUGGCAAGAAAAGGGAGUUCACAUCAUCUAAUCAAAUCAUAGAUCAAUACAUACGUCAUUUCUUUCCUGUCUUCUAUGCUUUGUUGUCUUCUUUUGUCUCCUUGACAACGGCUCUUUUGAAUUAUGUACACGGUGAUGACAUUGGCUGCUGCGAGGCCCGUACAAACACACGUACUGUGUAUUGUACAUUUCAAAAAUCGGAGAUAGCAAUUAAGAAACAAUACAUGAAUAUUGGCGUAGUCAAAUUUUAGCGCAUGACCGAAUUGAAAAAUAUCAGCACAAUGUUGGAUUGAGGUAUUGCAUCAGUUGCCAUUGAAUAAAAUCUAAAAAAAAAAAACACAACAAUUACUGCAAUUAUAAUUCAGCGGAAGGCUUUCAAUACAAAAAAAAAAAAACACUCAAAUAAGAUCACCGCUAAAAUAUAUAAGUUUACGGUAAUUCAUCGCACUUUGAUGAAGAGUUAUUGGACACCCUGUAUACUAGUACUGUACAUAGAAAUGCAUUAGCAAAAAAAAGGGGGGGGAAAAAGCAUACAUUCGAUCAUUGGUCUUGAUACUGGUAUCCCGCUGUACAUAGUACCAAUAUCCGGUGUCCCUCGCAUAACUGUCAGAAUGCCGAAUUUUCCCCUUUGGUUCCAGUUUACUGGAUAAAGAAUUAUGCCCAUGGUAUUUAGAUAAUACAUUAUACCUGUAUAUUCAAAUAAGACGGUCAUAUAUGUACAUAGAUGAUGGGUAGUUAUAAUGUUAGGUUACGAUAAAUCAUCAUUGACCUCUCCGAAAAUCGCUCAAAUCCAAUAAACUUAGUCUAUGUAUGUGUCCUUUUUCAAAUUUCUUUCGAAUACCCAUAACAUAACAAGCAGAAAUGGAAUCUCAUACAGGGCGAUCCCUUUAGUUUGAAAAGAUUUGUAAAUAUGUAUCGAGUAAAAAUGAAAUUGAAGCGACAAUAUAGCCGAUGACAGUAUUUUGGUUUCAAAUAAGUAACAUUUGUUUUUUUUUGUUGAUAUUGGAAAAUAUUAUAUCAUUAUAUAUACAUGUACUUAUGUAUAUAUUUGCUUUUGUUUAUAAACGUCAUGAUGACAAUGUGGAGUUUAAAAUGCUAUUAAACCCAAUCACUAAUAAGAAAUUUCCUCCUUGUUAGAAAGUUAUAUUUUCUCACACUCUUACCCAGUAUGUUCGAUAAAGUGUAACCUGUGUAAACCGAACCUAACUUAACUGGAGACCUCUGUAAACGGUAUUCGGUUUUGCCAGGUUUAGCUAUCGAUCACUAUGUACAUGAAUGUGACAUCUUCUUACACUAUAAAGGGAUAAUCCGCAAAAGUUAAAACAUUUCUGGCUGUUCUGUGACUUUUAACAAAUCUUUCUAAUGCCUUUUAAAACAAUUUACAGCAUUUUUAUAUCAGUGGUCAAUUUGGGCAAGUGAGUGUCAAAAUUCCUACUCUAGAGGUAAAUUUAGACAUGCAAACAUCAAAAUCCCUGUACCAGUGGUCAAUUCAGACAUGCAAACAUCAAAAUCCCUGUACCAGUGGUCAGUUUGGACAAGCGAGCAUCAAAAUUCCUAUUCGAGUGGUCAAUUUAGACAAGAUAACUUUGUGCAAUUAAAAAAACAUCUGAUGGAAUCCUAACUUGUGCGGGCUAUCCCACCAAGGUCUGAUUCCUAGAGAUGAAUAUUUCAGAUGUGUCCUCCAAUACUUCCAUUUUGUUUCUAAGUUUAGAUUAUAGUUGUUACAUGUAUUUGUUAAUCCGAAAAAAAAACCAGAAUAUACAGAAUAACGAAUGUCCAAAUCAGUACAAGACAUUAACAUGUAUUUAGUGUCGGAAAACGAAUUAUACGGAUUAAAGAAUCAUAGUUUCUAAGGUUCUAAUUAACCUGAAAAGGUCAAAGGAGAAGAUAUUCAGAAAGAAUUUAUAAACAGGAUGAGUGUGUACCGAUUGUUAAUCUUGUAUUAUCAGUUUUAUUACGAAAAAUAAAAUAUUUUCAAUAUC